This is a messenger RNA of Centruroides sculpturatus (bark scorpion), 1402 nucleotides long. Its product is annotated as biotinidase-like. The coding region runs from base 20 to 1402 and encodes 460 amino acids. NCBI's taxonomy places the organism in Eukaryota, Metazoa, Arthropoda, Arachnida, Scorpiones, Buthidae. The record is from RefSeq and is a predicted model, not a curated record. The transcript is spliced from 4 exons.
CAUUUACGAAUAAUCUACGAUGAUGUCAUUUGUAAAAAAUGCAAUUGGUUAUAUUUCUGAAUCUCUAUUAUUCUUAGAAUCUGUCUGUGUUGUGGGUAUUUAUUUGAACUCUUACAGAAGAAAACAACAGAUUCCUACGGUUUUCCGUCUUACAAUGUUCUCCGUAGUGUUUGGACUGUUACUGAUAGUUGCGGUCAAAUGCCAGGAUGUUGAUGACCCAGACUACUACACAGCUGCUGUAUACGAACAAGUAAAGCACAAUUACAUAAGUGAUCCGACUAAGUUAAACAUUGAAAAAAAUUUGGCCGCUUAUGAAAGAGUUGCAAAGACUGCUGGUCAACACAAUGUCGACUUAUUGGCUUUUCCUGAAUAUGGAAUCUUCUCAUCCACGAAACGAGAAGUUAUAAUUGACGAUGCCCAAUAUGUUCCCGAUCCGAAAAUUGAACAAUGGAAUCCUUGUUUGGAACCCGACAGGUACAACAAUUCAUAUAUUUUAGCCAAUUUAAGCUGCAUAGCUAAGCAAAAUAACUUGGUUAUUUUGGCUAAUAUUCUGUCGAAAGUUCCUUGCGACAAUUCUACUGAUUGCCCGGAUGAUAAAUUCUACGUUUAUAACACCAAUGUAGCCUUCAAUAGAAGUGGACUAUUAAUAGCACGAUAUAGGAAAACUCAUUUAUAUUUCGAAGAUGGCCUUAACGUCCUUCCAAAACCGGAAUUUAUUGUAUUUUCUACUGAUUUUGCCUUAAUCGGUACUUUUGUUUGCUUCGAUAUUGUAUGGAAAGAAUCAGUUCAAAUGGUUGAAAAAUAUAAACCUGAUGCUGUUAUAUUUUCAACUCUAUGGUUCGAAUUCAUUGAACCAGGAAUGAGCGCAGUUCAAGUUCAACAAUCUUGGGGAAUCGCAAAUAACGUCACCAUUAUAGCAGCUAACAGGCAACAGCUACAGAAUGGAUCUUUAGGAAGCGGAAUGUUUUUUGGAGAUACUGGAAUCGGCAAUUACGUUUAUAUCGCAGAUGGUCAAUCCAGACUACUGAUCUCUAAAGUUCCAAAAAGAGGCGUUAGACCACCUCAAGAAUUCCCGCCUGCAACCAUUAUUGAAUUUGGUGAUUUUGCAAUAGGAAAAUCUAAUAACAAUAUAUCUUCUGGAGUAUGUUCUACGAAAAUACUAGGAUUCCCAUCAAACUACAAGGAUUUCAGAUGCCAGGAUUAUGACCUCAGUAACUUUACGUUAGUUAAAGUGAAUGCGGAAAAUCACGUGGAAGCUUGUAAUAAUGGACUUUGCUGUAGCGCUAGUUAUAAAGUACAGUUAUCGGACGAAGACUAUUAUCUGGCAGUUUUCAAUGGAACUUAUACAGCUUUCGAAAGAUAUACAUGGUGGAUAGAAGCUUGUUUUUUUGUGCGCNCCUAA